Prorocentrum cordatum is the source of this 1659-nucleotide messenger RNA. NCBI's taxonomy places the organism in Eukaryota, Dinophyceae, Prorocentrales, Prorocentraceae. The record is from the annotation of a GenBank genome assembly.
UGUGGGUGGGCGCGCCCGCCCGCGUGGCGGCGUCGGGGGCGGGGCAUGGCGGCGCGGCCGCCGCCGGAGCCGCCGCACGCGCUCGCGGAGCACCGCGGCGUGGGCGAUGACAGGCUGCUGGCGCCGCGGGGCUCCGACAGGAGCCCCGCCGACUCGCCGCCGAGCUCGGGCCAGCUCCUCCUCGCCGCCGGCGGGCUGCUGGGCUCCAGCCCGCGGCUCGCGGCGUCGCCGCCCGGCUCCAGCCGGCACCUCCUCGCCGCGGGGCCGCCCAGCUCGGGCGAGCUCAUGAGCGAGGCGACCGCAGAGGCGCUCUACGACCGCCUCCUGGUGUCGCGGUUCGCAGCAGAGCGCAAGUCCAAGAAGUGCGAGGCCGUGGAUCUCGCCAAGGAGCAGCCCAAGAGCGGCGGUAUGCUGCUGCAGGCGGCGCGGCAGCCGAGCCCGCUGCGCGUCCAUGGGCGCGCAGCGAGCCCUUGCGGUGGCGGGCCGCCUACGAGCAAGGCGGACUCGCUGCUGGCGCCGCGGCGCGCCGCCUCCCCCGCCGCGGCGGCGUCGCCGCCGCGGGCCUCGUGCUCGCGGGCGGCCCCGGGCACGGGGGCCCCCGCAGGACCUGGCGCGAGGAGGCACGGCGUGAAUUGCGAGGGGAAGGACCAGGAAAACUCUUACCUCAGGCGCAAUAUUGAGCACUUGCGCCUCGGCAAGCGCCAGCUCGAAGCCCAGGUAGCGAACCUCAACAUCCGCGUCCAGAGCUUGCAGGAGCAGAACCGCCAGUACCGGGCUUUCUGCGAGCAGCCGAGGGCGGGAGCAGGGCAUUCCGGGGGCCGACUCGGGAUGGAGAUGGACAACUUGCAGGAGAAGCUCACGGCUGUGCAGAUGUUGAAGGACGCCCUCAACACGGAGAACCUCGAGCUGCAGAGACGGCUAGAAGCCGCUUUGGAGAACCUGCGCACCGAGCAGAAGGAGCAGAGGCACACGCAGUGCGUCGUGUGCCUGGACAACCUGGCCAAUAUUGUGUGCUUGCCCUGCAAGCACUUGGCGUUGUGCAGCCUCUGUGGCGCCCCGGAGCGCAACAUCGCGAGCUGCCCGAUAUGCCGGACCAGCUUGUCCGACCGGCUCCAGGUCUUCAUGCCCUGACGGCACGGCGAGCUGCACCAGCAGGCUGCACAGCUGGCCCUUUUCACCGGAAUGUCAGAGAGUCAUAUCUGCUUGUUUCCCGUCGAAGGGAGGUUGCUUUCUAUAUUUUCGAAAAGACAAACUAGGUGCGCUCGCGCCACAUCUGCCAUCCGACCCCUCCCUCCUCCGAGGAAGCGCACACAUGGAUCAGCGACGCGCGAAUUGGCAACGGGCGCCGCGUCCAUGCAGGAUCUGCGCGCGCCGUCGCCACAUGAGGCGGUGCUCGCCUCACGCUUGGGCGGCGCAUUCCCCAAUUCAUGAAUCUGUCAGGAGGGGAUACAAACGUCUGGGACACGUCGUCGGAGCAUAACCUGCCGGUGCGUCGCCCUUCGCGUAGACUGGAGCGGCAGUGAUCCAUCAGACGCGCCGAAGCUUGCAUUUCGAGCCCACGAGUAUUUACAUGUGUACAGCCUGUGGAAGCGUAGGCCGAGGACUGCUCAAGGAUCUUCUCGAGCCUUGCGCAAGUGCGUGAGGACCAAAGUGGGGGGA